GUAGAGAACGCAACAAAUUUUGAUCUCCAGCCAUUUGCCAUCAAAAUAAAUAAUAAUCAAUUUUCGCACAACAAAUCUCGGGCUACAACGUAAGUAAUCGCGCUCUGUUUUCUCCAUCGCACAAAGGAAAAGUAAUAAUGGCUCGUGGUCAUCAGAAAAUCCAGUCGCAACAGAAGGCGCAAGAGAAACAGGCCAAAAUGAAGAAACAGCAGGGCCACGGGCUGAGCGACCAGAUGAAGGCCGCACAGAAGGCGCUCGUGUUUUCCUGCGCCGUUUGUAAAUCGCAGAUGCCCGACCCGAAAACGUACAAACAGCACUUUGAAAAUAAGCACCCAAAGUCGGAGCUUCCGGCGGAACUGAAAGAUGUGUAACAGGGAGUCCUAUGCGCAACUGAGUGGGCCAAAUCCGGCGACCACCGUCGAUGUCAUUCCGAGAGGUUCGAUUCCACGAAUUGCUCAACGAUGCAACCUUUUACAUUUAAUACUCUUCCAUUCACGUUCGAUUUUGACACAGCUUCUGAAUCCUGCUACUUGGCGCUACCGUUACUUAGACCAUUGGGAACGAGUAUUGAAUUUUUGAUAUAUUAUUCGGUUCUUGCAGGUUCAAUGUAAAUAGUUGGGUGCUUCGAAGCCAGGACUGCGCGUCGUGUCUGGCUCCUUCCUUGCGCACUCUUUCUCCUUUACACUUGACAAGUAGAGUAUUAAAUAAACUGAAUUAAUAUACACCUGGAAAGUGAUGC
Anopheles bellator is the source of this 739-nucleotide messenger RNA. RefSeq names its product zinc finger protein 706-like. Lineage: Eukaryota; Metazoa; Arthropoda; Insecta; Diptera; Culicidae. The coding region runs from base 138 to 371 and encodes 77 amino acids. The transcript has 2 exons. The record is from RefSeq and is a predicted model, not a curated record.